Molecule: messenger RNA, 1902 nt
Organism: Parastagonospora nodorum SN15
Lineage: Eukaryota; Fungi; Ascomycota; Dothideomycetes; Pleosporales; Phaeosphaeriaceae
Exons: 2
Coding region: 1-1902 (633 amino acids)
Biological process (GO): transmembrane transport
Cellular component (GO): fungal-type vacuole membrane
Molecular function (GO): transmembrane transporter activity
Source: RefSeq, a predicted model, not a curated record
AUGUCUUUGAUUCAACACGUCACUCAAGUAGAAGGCCACGAUCGUGAAGAGGCACUAGUCGAUCUCUUCCUGCCGCCGACAGACCGACAGAACAAUCGUGAGCAAGCCGCGGAACGUCGGCAAUCGUUUGACAGCGCCGUCUCCAGCUCUGCAUUUUUUGGACUGCCAGGCAAGACUUUACGACGCGUUAUCAGCUACGAUGCGAUAAAAAACCCCGAAUUGCCCGUCCCGGGCGAAGAGUAUGGCGGGUUGACGCCAUACAAGGUCUCGACGACGAAGCGAGUUGGUACGUUGCUGAAUUACAAUUACAUCAUACUUGAGAUGGUCAUUGCAACAAUUCUUGCAUGCUGGUUUGCGAGCGGCAUUGUGUUUGGUUUCGCAGCGCUCAAGCCGAUUCUCAUCAGAGAAGGUGUUUUCAGAGAUCUUUGCACGCCCGAAGAGCUUGAUGCCGACGUCGAAGUCUGCCUGAGUCAAGAUCUGAGACUCAAUGUAUUCUUUUCCAUCGCCUCAACUACCGCAAACGUAUCAGCGUUGCCAAUAGGGACCCUGCUCGACCGUUAUGGUCCAAAGCUAUGUCUCCUGCUUGGCUGUUUCUGCCUCACCGUGGGCAGCGUUCUUAUGAGUCUUGCUUUUCAGAUUGCAGACUUUGACGGGUUCACUGUCGGCAACUUUUUUCUCGCUCUUGGUGGCACUUUCAUCUUUCUACCGUCUUUUCAAAUCGCCAAUGCCUUCCCGAAAUAUGGAGGCAGCAUUGUUGCACUAGUCACUGGCGCUUUUGACGCGUCUGCAGCAGUCUUCUUGUUCUACCGCCUCGCGUACGAAGCAAGUAACUACAACUUCAAGCCACAGACCUUCUUCCUAGCCUACCUCGUGGUUCCGUUUGCUAUUGCAAUCGCACAACUCACCUUCUUACCCAGCGAAGCCUACAAGACUGCACCGCAGCUGGAGAUGAAGAUUCAGCGAGCCGAGGACACCAUGCGCGACGUGCAUUCUUCUGAUGACGAGCUUCCGCCAGACGAGAUGUGGAAAGUUAGGAAGAUGCGCAGCGCUCGCCGACGUCAGCGAAUGAGCCAGCUCGACGACCUCAUCGGUGAUGCAGAAUGGCGCAGAAGACAAGACGAGAAGAUUGAGCAACAGAAAGAAGCAUCCGGAGUUUGGGGAGCUUUGCACAAUAAGUCCCCAAGAGAGCAGAUGCUGACUCCGUGGUUCAUCCUCAUCACCCUUCUCACCGUCAUCCAAAUGCUACGAAUGAACUUCUUCAUAUCCACCAUUCGUGAGCAGUACAUCUACAUGCUCAACUCAGUCGAAGCCGCUACCAAAGUCAAUGACUUCUUCGACUGGGCGCUACCUAUCGGAGGUGUCAUCAGCACCCCAUUCCUCGGCGCACUCCUCGACAACGUCAGCACUCCGGGUGUGCUUCUCAUCCUCGUCUCCAUGAUCACGCUCAUCGGCAUCAUCGGAUCCAUCCCGGCUCUAUGGGCUGGCUACGUCAACGUUAUUCUCUUCGUCAUCCUCCGCCCGCUCUACUACUCCGCCAUGUCCGACUACGCCACCAAAGUCUUCGGCUUCGCGACUUUCGGCCGCGUGUACGGCACAAUCGUCUGUUUCUCCGGCCUCGUCAACCUAUCGCAAACAGGUAUCGAUGCGCUCAUGAAAGGAUAUUUCGGCGGCAACCCAGUCCCCGUCAACAUACUCCUCACAGUUGCGGCGUUUCUGAUCGGCACGGCGCUGGUUGUUUAUGUCACGGUAAACGUUUACAGAAUGAGGAAGAUGAUGGAUCAAGACGAUGCGAUGACUGUUACAGAAGCGGAUGUUGGCAGUAUCAUGGAGAGUCUGCUUGAAGACGAUGAGGAGAGGAAUUACGGCAGUAUUCAUCGCGGCCGACCGAAUUGGGAGGUUUGA